GAGCAGACCUUUUACGAGGCUGCUCCCUCGAUCACCGAGACCAUCAUCCCCGGCCUGUCCGUCCUCACCGUCGUCGGCAUCAUCCCCUUCGGCGCGUCGCUCGCCCGGCAGGCGUGGACGCGGUACAAGAUCACGAACAAGAGGCUCGAGAUCAAGUCUGGAUUCCAGGCCAAGGAGACAUGUCCACAGGUGACGUGGCGCGAGGUGGUGGAUGUGAAGUGGCUGCGCCGCUUCGGCGGCGCCGCCGGCGACCUCGUCCUCACGCUGCAAGACGGCGCAAAGGUCGAG
Messenger RNA from Emiliania huxleyi CCMP1516, 288 nucleotides. RefSeq lists its product as hypothetical. The transcript has 3 exons. The annotation marks the transcript as partial. The record is from RefSeq and is a predicted model, not a curated record. Lineage: Eukaryota; Haptophyta; Isochrysidales; Noelaerhabdaceae.